Molecule: messenger RNA, 3483 nt
Organism: Clunio marinus
Lineage: Eukaryota; Metazoa; Arthropoda; Insecta; Diptera; Chironomidae
Source: the annotation of a GenBank genome assembly
AUGAUUGUCAUUCAAGAUGAGAACGCUAAUCGUGAUAAUAAUGAAAUUGCUGCCAUUUUCAACCCAAAAAGAGUCCGGACACCAUCUGUUGUAAUCACAACUGGUGAAUCUCCAAAUGGUCCAUCGCAACAUGCCGCAACAACAAAUCUCAACCAGAUUACACAUUCAGAUUCCGUCACAAGUAGUCAACCAGAUGGUGCAGAGAGUCUCACUGGAAUUAUUAUUGGUGAUAAUAGCAUCGACUCUCAUUCGCAUCAUCAGCCCAAUUCACUCACACAAAUCCAUCAACAUCAACUUCCACGAUCAGCAUCAACCGAGCAAGAAAAGCCAAAAGGAUGUAAAGGUUCAUGUUGUUCAGAAUUGGCACAAAAGAUGUACUUUGGCGUUUGUGUAACGAUUUUAAUCACAUUCUUCUGGGUAACAACGACUCAUUGUUUUAAGUUUCUCUUCCUGCCUUCAACCAAACUUCAUCAUUCAUUGUCAUCUUCACUUCGUGGUGGGGGUGGCAUGCAUCAUCAUACAACCACAUCCGUUUUAAAAUCCUUGGCAUUGCCGUACUCGUCGUCAUCAACCGUUUCAUUAUCAUCACAAGACAAUUUAUUUAAUGAAAAUGCAACAACGAGACCAUCACGUGUGAAGUCAGCAUCAAAUGAAGAAUUCCACGAUCCUCGUCAAUUUCGAGCACCUUUCUUUGCCAGUUGGUUUUGCACUAACUUUGUUAUUUUAUUUUUCCCAAUUUAUUUACUUUUUCGUGGUCUGGCAAAAAGAUGCGGUGCCAAUACUGAGACAUUGGGUGAUAUAUUGCAAGGUUUUCGUGAUCGUGGAUUUACAGUUGGACGCUUUAUUAAUCGAUGCGUUACCUUCUGCAUUUUAUGGGUUGCUGCAACGUAUCUCUAUAUGAAAUCACUUAAUGUGCUUUUAUCGACUGACGUUAUUGUAUUGUUUGCAACGAAUGUCGCUUCAGUUUAUCUCUUGUCGUGGGUGAUUCUUCAUGAACAAUUUGUCGGCGUCCGGAUUGUUGCGGUGAUUCUUGUCGACACUGGAAUUGCACUUCUCGCAUACAUGGAUGGAAUAAAUGGUUCUAAGACAUUAACAAGUGUUGUGUUAGCAGCACUUUCUGGUGCUGGUUAUGCUGUUUUUCGUGUGAUGUUUCGUAAAAUGAUGGGCGAUCCACCACCAGUCGGAAGAAUUGCAUUUACAUUCACAAUUAUUGGGAUCAUUAAUGCAGCGUUACUUUGGCCAGUUUGUCUGAUUCUGGGCUUUUUUGGAUUGGAAGUGAUGCCAUGGGAAACGCUUACAAUAACUGUGUUACUUAUUGCCAGCGUUUUACUUCUGAUAUUUCACAUCUUGACACAAUUUAGCGGAGCUGUGACAUACAACAUGUUUGUGACACUUGGUUUAAUCACUUCAGUUCCAGUUUCAGCUUCUCUUGAUAUACUUCUUUAUGGAGCGGAAUUUGCUGGGAUGAAGUUAGGUGGAAUUAUUCUGAUAUCAGUUGGGUUCUUCUUGGUGAUGUUCCCAAACAAUUGGCCAGAUUACAUCACUCGUCUUCUCAGAAAUAUCAUCUUGUUAGGACACAAUGCGAGAUGGAGCCAUUCAAGAAGCGACUAUCUACAAUAUAUUGGCCCCAUCGAUUAUCGUACGGGGUACAUUCGAUCCCAGCUUCGCUCUCCGUCAGGAAGAGUCAGAAUUCCAAUCAUAACAAAGAUGGCAAUUGUGAACACAACACCAGUCGACUUGAAUAUAAAUAUGCCGAACCUCACUAAAAUAGAAAAAAUGCUCAAUGAUUCAUCCUAUAGUGAACUAAUAGAAUUCAGUGCAAAUUUUAAUACAAGAUUAUGUGUGGAGCGUCGAUUACGAAUGCCUUUUCUUGAUCCUCAAACUGGAGUUGCUCAAAAGCAUUCGAAUUUGUUUAUGAAGAAGUCACAAAGAAUCCCAGGACUUAGGGAUGGUCAAAUCUACACUUAUCCAUCAGCACGUUGGCGUAAAGCAAAACGACAGUACUUAACAAAUGCUAACGCAUAUCCCUUCAACUACCGUCCAUUCGGAAGAUUUCGUGAGAAUGACUUUGAACAUUCAACUCCUGUCGGAGACGCUUUUAUUCCCAGUGAAGAAUCCUCUUUUCGACCUGGCAUGACUGAAGAUAGCCAUAGUAAAGAUUCACACAAAGAAGACAAUUCAAAAUCAGGAUGGUAUUAUGAUGAAAUGGAUAUUCAUGACAUGGACAACUUCGAGGAUCCAGAAGAAGAUUCUGAUGAUGAUUUUAUGGAACCGAGAAGUGGAAGAAAAAAGAGGUCUUCGGGUCGAACACCAGGAUCAUCAAGUCGUAGAUCGGGGAAGGAAAAAGAUCCUGACAAUCGACGUGGUCGUAACACUAACCGUGGUGGACGAGGAAGAAAAGUAAAUCCUCCACCAAUGGACAACUCUUCAAAUAGCAGCGACAAAUUCAACGAAUAUUCUCGUAGACGACCUGCAAAUCCACCUCAAGUCACAACAACACACAAUCCAAAUCCAAUGUCUUUUGAUGAAGCAAUUCCCGAACAUAAAAUUCCAACAACUGAACGUGGAAAAACACAUUUUGAAGAUGAUCGAAUGGGAAUGAUGUCGUCGGCUUCUACAUCACAACAUCCUAUGGGAUUAACAUCAGCACUUCUUGGUUCGCCAACAAAAAUGAAUACAAGUGAAAAAACUGAAAAACCACGAGCUAAUCCAUCGACUUAUUGUGACUUUUGUCUUGGCGAUGCGCGAGAAAACAAGAAAACUGGUCAACCAGAGGAACUUGUAUCAUGUUCUGAUUGUGGUCGCAGUGGACAUCCAACAUGUCUUCAAUUCACUGAAAAUAUGAUAAUCUCUGUAAAGAAAUAUCGUUGGCAAUGUAUCGAAUGUAAAUGUUGCAGUAUUUGUGGAACUUCAGAGAAUGACGAGAGACUUUUGUUUUGCGAUAGUUGUGAUGCAGGCUUCCACAUGUAUUGCUUGUCACCACCAUUAGAGAAUCCACCAGAAGGAAGUUGGGAUUGUAAAUCAUGUAUCGAGACUUUCUAUAGCAAAAAGUAAGCAGAGAAAUCUGAUCCGACUCUUCAAGAUAUUAUUGAGUAAGUUAUGGUUGAGGUGAUAAAGAUUAAGCUUUGUUGAUGUUGUUAGAUCAAUUGAUCCAUUAACAGUGAAACAAUCGUGGUAUACGACUUACUUAUCUAUUUACUUAGUGCUUAAAAUAACAAACACAUUUAGGAUAAAAAUAAUUUGUAAAGCUGCACAAUGACAACUUCUAAUCAUAAUUAAGAUUUGGGAUUCAUCAAACUUAUUCACAUUUUAUAAACAACAUCAAAAAAUGUUUUCUUUACAGUUGAUAAUUCAUUUAUUUUCUUUUUAUAUGAGAAAUAAUGUUUAAUUUACAAUAUUCUGAAAUAAAUUAAAUAGAACCUUAAGUCAUAAUAUACAUAAUUAUUAAUUAAAUUAAAUAAAGAAAAGUAUUAAAAUGCGAAU